Messenger RNA from Miscanthus lutarioriparius, 585 nucleotides. The record is from the annotation of a GenBank genome assembly. Lineage: Eukaryota; Viridiplantae; Streptophyta; Magnoliopsida; Poales; Poaceae.
AUGGAUGAUGAAUGGUGGAAAAAAGCUAGAGCUGACAUUCCGGGUUGUGGAAAGUUCAAAAAGAAGGGCCUUGAGAAUGAAGAUGACUUAGCCAAGUGUUUUGCUGACAUCACUACUAUUGGUAUUGAUCAUUGGUCUCCUCAUGUUGUGAAUGUUGAAAAUGUUGAUGAGACACAAGAGGAGGCAACCAAUUUUGAUCCACAAGAUGAUGAUGUCAGUCCUGAAACACAAGAGGAGGAUAUUGGUAUUUCUCCUCCACCUGCAAGUGGCAAGAGAUUGGCUAGGCCUGUUGAAAAAAGUGGCAAGAAGGCGAAGUCUGGAAAUGCACUCCUAAUUCAAGAAGCAGUAAACAGUAUGGCAAGUUCAGCCAAUGAAUAUGUUUCGAAGAGACAUGGAAAAUACUCUAUUGAUGAAGUGAUGGAGGUUGUGAUUGCUUGUGGGGCCGGCUAUGAUAGCAAUGAACAUUACAUUGCAACUGAACUGUUUGUGAAGAAGGAGCAAAGGGAGAUGUUCAUGACCUUGCCUACUAAUGAGAUUAGGUUCACUUGGCUUAGGAGGAAGUACAAUGAUAAAUAUGACAAGUAG